AUGGAUGACCUGGAGUCGCUGGAGCUGUUUUCGCUCGUGUCGCGAGUGACAAACGAGCUCCAGAACUACCUAGGCAUUAACGACAAGACUCUGGCCGAAUUCGUGAUCGACCAACACCUGAAAUGCAGCGGCCACUUUCCCGAAUUCAAAAAGGGACUCGACGAGAUGGGGGCUGAGUUCCCGCAAAGCUUGAUGGAGAGUAUUGAUCGCCUUGUCCUUACAAUGCACCCAAAGUACAAGUCAAAGAAAACGCAGAAUGGCGACUCGGGCCCCGGAGAAAAUGACUUGAUGAAUGAGCUGGAUGCUCUGGAGAGAAAGUCACGAGUGUUCAAGGGACUGGCAGUUCCAGAUAGGGAGAAGCGCUGGGAGGAGAACGACUACCUCGAUCGCCAGGCCGCAAACGAGACCGACGCACGAGCAGGCGCCAUGGACGAUACUUUCGCCAUGUUGGAGGGCCUCGCUGGGAAGGCGAAAGACGACAACGCACCCGCUCCAAGAGAUGAGCGCAGCAGCAGGAAACGGAGUCGCAGCCCCGAGUACGACGAUCACAACCGCGGACGCCGACACAGAGACAAAUAUCGGUCGAGAUCAAGAUCAGGGAGCGCCCAUCGCCAUAGCAAGGAUGACGACCUCGUGGACGAGUUUAGAAGAUCCAUUGGCAGACACGGCAAGCGGGAAGACGGCCAUCGCAACGUCCACAACGACCGUCGGAGACGUCGGGACCGUGACCGUGACCGUGAUGAUGACGAGGAAUACUUCCGACGACCGCCACCAAUCGAACUGGACGAUCAGCCAAUUUUAUACAAGAUUUACGAGGGGCGUGUAACGGGCGUGAAGGAUUUUGGUGCCUUUGUGAAUCUGCAGGGGGUUCAAGGGAAGGUCGACGGCCUCGUCCACGUUUCUGCGAUGCAAGAGGGCGUGCGGGUGAAUCACCCAGGUGACCUUGUGUCUCGUGGACAGCCCGUCAAGGUCAAGGUUGUCAGCAUCCAGGGCAGCCGUAUUGGACUGUCAAUGAAGGAGGUCGAUCAGGUUACAGGAAUGGAUAUUGUUCCCCAAAAGCGACUGGCUUCAGGCGCGAACAUGGAACGCCUCGAUGGAGCAUCAGGAAACGACCGAUACGGCAAUCUCAGUUCAGAUGUGCCCGUUAUUGAAGAAUCAAAUGGACGGCCGAUGAAGAGCCGCAAACGUCUUACUUCGCCUGAACGAUGGGAGAUCAGACAGCUCAUUGCUUCUGGUGUCGCAUCCGCCGCCGACUACCCCGAUCUCGACGAGGAGUACCACGCCACGCUCACCGGCGAGGGAACGUUUGAAGAGGAGGAAGAUGUCGAUAUUGAAGUUAAGGACGAAGAACCUCCUUUCCUGGCCGGCCAGACAAAGCAGUCACUCGAACUCUCUCCUAUCCGUGUCGUCAAGGCUCCUGAUGGCUCAAUGAACCGUGCUGCUAUGUCAGGCACCAACCUUGCCAAGGAGAGACGCGAAUUGAAGCAACAAGAGGCACAGGACAAGGCUGCCGAACGGGCCGCCGAGGUCGACCUCAAUGCACAGUGGCAGGAUCCCAUGGUUGCACCGGAGGAUCGCAAGUUUGCUGCGGAUCUGCGUAGCACACAGCAACCGAAACAGGAUGAUGCGGUACCAGAGUGGAAGAGAGUCACCAUGGGCAAGAACCAGUCCUUUGGCAAGCGGACCGACAUGAGCAUCAAACAGCAACGUGAAAGUCUGCCAGUGUACAAAUUCCGCAAACAGCUGCUCGAUGCCGUAAAGGAGAACCAGCUGAUGAUUGUGGUUGGAGAUACUGGCUCAGGAAAGACCACGCAGUUGACGCAGUACUUAGCUGAGGCUGGAUACGGAAACAAUGGUAUCAUCGGUUGCACUCAGCCUCGUCGUGUCGCUGCCAUGUCCGUGGCAAAACGUGUGUCCGAGGAGGUAGGCUGCAGACUGGGAGCGGAGGUUGGAUACACAAUCCGUUUCGAAGACUGCACGAGUCCGGAGACCAAGAUCAAGUACAUGACAGAUGGAAUGCUUCAGCGAGAAAUUCUGCUCGACCCAGAUCUCAAGAGGUAUUCUGUGAUUAUGCUAGACGAAGCGCACGAGCGAACAAUUGCCACGGAUAUAUUGUUCGGCUUGUUGAAAAAGACCAUCAAGCGAAGGCCCGACCUCCGCUUGAUUAUUACAUCGGCUACUUUGGAUGCCGAGAAGUUUUCCGAAUACUUCCAUGGUUGCCCUAUCUUCUCAAUUCCUGGACGAACAUUCCCUGUUGAGAUGAUGUAUUCAAAGGAGCCAGAGUCUGACUACCUAGAUGCUGCUCUUAUUACUGUCAUGCAAAUCCACUUGACUGAACCAGCUGGUGAUAUCCUUCUCUUCCUUACGGGCCAAGAAGAGAUUGAUACUGCCUGUGAGAUAUUGUUCGAGCGGAUGAAGGCAUUGGGUUCUACAGUCCCCGAGCUGGUCAUCCUUCCUGUCUACUCCGCGUUACCUAGUGAGGUGCAAAGUCGAAUUUUCGAACCUGCCCCGCCUGGUGGCCGCAAAGUUGUCAUUGCAACCAACAUUGCCGAGACCUCGAUUACCAUCGACAACAUUUAUUAUGUCAUUGAUCCCGGCUUUGUGAAGCAGAAUGCCUAUGACCCGAAGCUCGGUAUGGACUCGCUUGUGGUGACACCCAUUUCCCAGGCACAAGCCAAGCAGCGAGCUGGCCGUGCAGGAAGAACCGGCCCUGGAAAAUGUUUCCGACUGUACACGGAGGCUGCCUACCAAUCCGAGAUGCUCCCCACGACCAUUCCUGAAAUCCAGCGUCAGAACCUAUCGCAUACCAUUCUUAUGCUCAAGGCAAUGGGUAUUAAUGAUCUUCUUCACUUCGAUUUCAUGGAUCCGCCACCCACUAAUACCAUGUUGACCGCUCUCGAGGAGUUGUAUGCCCUGUCAGCUUUGGAUGACGAAGGUUUACUGACCCGUCUCGGCCGCAAGAUGGCCGAUUUCCCUAUGGAACCCGCCCUUGCGAAGGUGCUUAUUGCCUCUGUCGACAUGGGCUGUUCUGAUGAGAUGCUCAGCAUCGUCGCUAUGCUUUCGAUUCAAUCAGUAUUCUACCGUCCAAAGGAAAAGCAGCAACAGGCCGACCAGAAGAAGGCCAAGUUCCACGACCCAUGCGGCGAUCAUCUAACCUUAUUGAAUGUCUACAACGGCUGGAAGAAUUCCAAGUUCAAUAACGCCUGGUGCUACGAAAACUUCAUCCAGGUCCGAGCAAUCGGCCGCGCGAAGGAUGUACGCAAUCAGCUGCUCGGCAUCAUGGACCGAUAUCGCCACAAGAUUAUCUCGUGUGGACGGAACACUACCAAAGUGCGACAGGCACUCUGCACCGGUUUCUUCCGGAAUGCGGCUCGCAAGGACCCUCAAGAAGGAUACAAGACGCUGGUGGAAGGCACGCCUGUUUACAUGCACCCUAGUUCUGCACUGUUCGGGAAACCGGCCGAGCAUGUCAUCUAUCAUACCCUAGUGCUCACCACCAAGGAGUAUAUGCAUUGCACCACUUCGAUCGAGCCGAAGUGGCUCGUGGAGGCAGCCCCGACUUUCUUCAAGGUGGCACCCACGGAUCGCUUGUCGAAGCGCAAGAAAGCCGAGCGUAUCCAGCCUCUUCACAAUCGGUUUGCUGGCGAGGACGAUUGGCGUCUCUCUGCCCAGCGUCGCCAAGGCAGAGGUGGUGGUGGAGGAACUUGGGGUUGA
Molecule: messenger RNA, 3714 nt
Organism: Penicillium cinerascens
Lineage: Eukaryota; Fungi; Ascomycota; Eurotiomycetes; Eurotiales; Aspergillaceae
Exons: 1
Coding region: 1-3714 (1237 amino acids)
Biological process (GO): spliceosomal complex disassembly
Cellular component (GO): catalytic step 2 spliceosome; intracellular anatomical structure
Molecular function (GO): ATP binding; RNA binding
Source: RefSeq, a predicted model, not a curated record